AUGUCGUUCGGAGGGCAAACGCCCACCAUCAUCGUCCUCAAGGAAGGAACCGACACCUCACAGGGCAAGGGCCAGAUCAUCUCCAACAUCAACGCCUGCCUCGCCGUUCAGGCCACGAUAAAGCCCACGCUCGGCCCCUACGGCGGCGACCUGUUGAUGGUGGACGAGAAUGGCAGGCAGACCAUCACCAACGACGGCGCGACCGUCAUGAAGCUCCUCGACAUCGUUCACCCCGCCGCCCGCAUCCUCGUCGACAUCGCCCGCUCCCAGGAUGCCGAGGUCGGCGACGGCACCACGUCGGUCGUCGUCCUUGCCGGCGAGAUCCUCAAGGAGGUCAAGGACCACGUCGAGCAGGGCAUCAGCCCCCAGAUCAUCAUCAAGGGCCUGAGGAAAGCGGCCCAGAUGGCUGUCAACAAGAUCAAGGAGAUUGCCGUCAGCACCGACGGCAACCGCCGCGAUACGCUGUCCAAGCUCGCCGCCACAGCCAUGACGAGCAAGCUGAUAAAGCGAAACACGGACUUCUUCACCAAGAUGGUCGUCGACGCCGUCCUGUCCCUCGACCAGGAUGACCUCAACGAGAAGCUCAUCGGCAUCAAGAAGAUCCCCGGCGGAUCCCUCACCGAUUCGCGCUUCGUCAACGGCGUCGCCUUCAAGAAGACGUUUGCCUACGCCGGCUUCGAGCAGCAGCCCAAGUCGUUCAAGAAGCCCAAGAUUGUCUGCCUGAACGUCGAGCUCGAGCUCAAGGCCGAAAAGGACAACGCCGAGGUCCGCGUCGAGCAGGUGUCCGAGUACCAAGCCAUCGUCGACGCCGAGUGGCAGAUCAUCUACAAGAAGCUCGAGUCCAUCUCCAAGACGGGCGCCAAGGUGGUGCUCAGCAAGCUGCCCAUCGGCGACCUCGCCACGCAGUACUUUGCCGACCGGGACAUCUUCUGCGCCGGCCGCGUCGCCUCCGAGGACAUGGAGCGCGUCGUGCAGGCCACGGGCGCCACCGUCCAGUCGACCUGCUCCGACAUUCUCCCGGCCCACCUCGGCGUCUGCGGCAGCUUCGAGGAGCGGCAAAUCGGCGGCGAGCGCUUCAACUUCUUCGAGGAGUGCCCCGAGGCCAAGACGUGCACGCUCGUGCUUCGUGGAGGCGCCGAGCAGUUCAUCGCCGAGGUCGAGCGAUCCCUGCACGACGCCAUCAUGAUCGUCAAGCGAGCCAUCAAGAACCACCUCAUCGUCGGCGGCGGCGGCGCCGUCGAGAUGGAGAUUUCGGCCUACCUCCACCGCUUCGCCGACACCAAGAUCACGCACAAGCAGCAGGCCAUCAUCAAGUCGUUUGCCAAGGCGCUCGAGGUCAUCCCCCGACAGCUGUGCGACAACGCCGGCUUCGACGCGACCGACAUCCUCAACAAGCUGCGCGUCGAGCACCGAAAGGGCCGCACCUGGGCCGGCGUCGACUUUGGCAACGAGGGCGUUGCCGACAUGAUGGACCGCUUCGUCUGGGAGCCCGCCCUGAUCAAGGUCAACGCCAUCCAGGCGGCGACCGAGGCCAGCUGCCUGAUCCUCGGAGUCGACGAGACCAUCAGGAACGAGGAGAGCGCCAAGCCCCAGGCGCCUGGCCAGAUGCCUCCGGGGGCCGCUCAGCGGGCGGUCAGGGGACGAGGACGGGGUAUGCCCCGCAGGUAA
This is a messenger RNA of Drechmeria coniospora, 1668 nucleotides long. RefSeq names its product T-complex protein 1 subunit eta. Lineage: Eukaryota; Fungi; Ascomycota; Sordariomycetes; Hypocreales; Ophiocordycipitaceae. Gene Ontology annotation, molecular function: ATP binding; ATP hydrolysis activity; ATP-dependent protein folding chaperone. Gene Ontology annotation, biological process: protein folding. The record is from RefSeq and is a predicted model, not a curated record. Gene Ontology annotation, cellular component: chaperonin-containing T-complex. The transcript has 4 exons. The coding region runs from base 1 to 1668 and encodes 555 amino acids.